Planococcus citri (citrus mealybug) is the source of this 1752-nucleotide messenger RNA. RefSeq names its product Hydroxysteroid dehydrogenase like 2 (gene Hsdl2). The coding region runs from base 250 to 1482 and encodes 410 amino acids. The transcript is spliced from 8 exons. The record is from RefSeq and is a predicted model, not a curated record. Lineage: Eukaryota; Metazoa; Arthropoda; Insecta; Hemiptera; Pseudococcidae. Gene Ontology annotation, cellular component: mitochondrion.
GAAUUCAUUAUUUGAGUACAGACUGUAUACGUACUCAAACCUCAUCCUCUUCGUUUAUUUGAUAUCAAAUACCUUACAAACCUGUUGCUUACAUGGCGAAGUCGAAUGUGACGUUGAGCUACUAAUUUAGAAAACGAGUUUUCACUGACCAGUAUCGUGGUUUCAUGAGGUAUUCGAACCAUUCAACCUGUACCUGGUUAAAAUAGUGCUUUCUAAUUUCUCAUCGGAUUUCCGUCCAUUGUUUUCAACAUGAUUAACACAGGGAAACUUUCAGGUUUGACUAUCUUCAUUACUGGAGCAAGUCGUGGAAUCGGCAAAGAAAUCGGUAAAAAAGCUGCCAAAGAUGGUGCUAAUAUAGUAAUAGCUGCGAAAACAGCCGAACCUCAUCCCAAAUUACCUGGUACUAUUUAUACAGCAGCGAAAGAAAUCGAAGAAGCUGGUGGAAAAUGUUUACCUUGUAUCGUCGAUGUUCGUGAUGAAAAUCAGGUCGCUUCUGCUGUUCAAAAAGCGGUUGAAAAAUUCGGCGGGAUCGAUAUCGUUGUUAAUAACUGCAGCGCUAUUUCUAUGACCGGUACUCUGGAUACUGAUAUGAAAAAAUACGAUUUAAUGAACCAAGUUAACGCUCGAGGCACUUUUUUAACAUCGAAAUUAUGUCUUCCAUAUUUGCUGAAAAGUCGUCAUCCGCAUAUUCUGAAUAUAAGCCCUCCGAUCAACUUGAACCCGUUAUGGUUUAAACAACACGUAGCUUAUACGAUCGCUAAAUACGGUAUGUCCAUGUGCGCCUUAGGAAUGGCUGAAGAAUUCAGAGCUGAUAAAAUCGGAGUUAAUUGUCUAUGGCCUAGAACUGCUAUUUAUACUGCUGCGAUGGAAAUGCUGGGUGGAAGUGAAUCUGCUAAUGUUUCUCGAAAACCGGAGAUAAUGGCUGAUGCUGCGUACGCGAUACUUUGUAAAGAUCCGGCUGUAUGUACAGCUAAUUUUUUCAUCGACGAUGAAGUACUAUCCAAAGCAGGAAUAUCUGAUUUCGAUCAGUAUUUGAUUGAUCCAUCUAACCGAGAUAAACUCCUGCCUGAUUUCUUUUUGGAUGACAUUCCACCUCAAUUCGGAGACGGAAAGGUAGCUUCAGGUAAACCAGACGGAGAGAGUUUGGAAGGUAAAGUCGAUCAUAUCUUCAACAUCAUCAAACAGAGUCUUUCCGAAGAAAUCGUACAAAAUACAAGAGCUAUAUAUCAAUUCAAUACCACUGAUGGCAAACGAUCUUGGUUCGUUGACUUGAAGAAUGGAAGUGGAAAUGCUGGCAAUGGACCAGCUCCCGUCACCCCGGAUGCUACAUUAACUGCUAAUUUGAACGACGUGUUCGAUAUAAUCACCGGUAAAGUGAAACCAGUAAACGCUGUGUUUUCUGGAAAACUGAAAAUUGCUGGAAAUAUGGAAAAAGCCAUCAAGUUGGGAAAACUGAUGACUCUUUUGAAAUCAAAAUUAUAAAUCUUUUUAGAUAAUUUGCGUGAUAUCAUGAAUUGAAUUCUACGGUUCUGUGUGAUUUUGAGGAGUUACGGGUGUAGCAAUUUAUAUACGAAUUGUAGAUGUUAUAAUGUUAUUUAUUUUUUUCUCAAACUGUAUCUAGGUAAAAGGCUGGUUUUAUACUUGUAUUUUUUUUUUUUUAAUUCAGUAUUUAUUCAUUUUUAAAAUGUUGUUAUUUUAUAUAAACCCAUACUUAUUUCAUGCGAAUAAAAUCUGUGUUUUUUUUGUGUUUUA